GCUGGUGGUGUAGCUGGGUGGUGGGUUGUGUAGUUGGGUGGUGUAUCUGAGUGGUGGAGCUGGGUGCUGUAGGUUGGUGGUGUAUUUGGGUCAGGAUGAGGGUGUGUGUUUUCUGUGUGUUGGUGGUCGGGCUGAAGCUGGGAGUGUAUCGGGGAUACACACUUGCAGAUAACUGCCCAAUCCAGCUUUCCCAUGAUUCCCUGCUGGUGGAAUAUGGUAAUGCUGUUAAAGUCAACUGCUCCCUAACGACCACACUUAAUGAACCCUACAUGCUGGGCUGGGAGGCUGUGAUUAAUCCAGUAGAACCAGUACAAGACACCACCAGUACAGUGUGGAGUGUUUCCAGUCUGACGGAUUGGGAGAUUAACACAAAAGAUAUAUUCUGUUUUCUGACUGUUAUCGGUGGAACACAGUGCGAGAAGCCCUUAAAACUCAACCUCUACAAGCGUGCGGACAGUGUGGUGAUAGUUCGUGAUAAUGGUGAUUGGUCAGAAGGUGAGCAGAGGAAGCUGAAGUGUGAGAUUAAGAAUGUGGGUCCAGUCAGUAAUCUUACAGUGCAGUGGACCAGACUGGACCAAAACCAAACCAGAACCAUCAGGGAGUCCAGGAAUUUCACCAUUUCUAGUAGAAUGGGGGAUGUGACGGACACUCUGGAGGUUUGGACCAGUCCAGAAGAAGAUGGAGUCCAGUAUCAGUGUUCGGCUCUACUGGACCUGAUCCAGUUCAAACAACAACAAGUGGACGAAUCCCAACCCUUCAACAUAACCGUACUCUAUAAACCCAUCAUAACAGGGCCGUCUGCUGCCACUGUAUCCAAAACUGCGGGCGACGCGCUGACGUUUUACUGUUCGGCACGAGGAAAACCGAAGCCUCAGUUUACCUGGACCACAGGUAACUCAAACAUCACACACUCCCCCCUCCUCAACAUCAGCAACGUCCAGUCAGAACAUCAGGGAAAUUACACCUGUAUCGCCUCCAACAGCAAAGGCUCCGCCUCCGUGACGGUGACGGUUAACGUUUCAGACAGCUCCUGGUGGAUCAUCAUCGUUUGUGUUGUGGUUGCCGUGGUGUUGCUGCUGAUAGCUGGACUGUUCGUUUACUUCAAGCCUUUCCAAAGACGUGGAGGUCCCGUCUGAACAUCCAGGAUCAGAUUUUAACCCUUCGAUUGCUGUUUCUGAUUCUGUGCUUCAAAUAUAGUGAAAAUAUAUCAGAUAUGUUUAUUUACAGUAAACUAAUAUUUUAAUAAAAGCAUUAUGUGUUCAAUAUAACUAAUUUAGUGAUUAAUGUAACAAUAAAAUAAAUAAAUAAAUAAAUAAAAGUGAA
Molecule: messenger RNA, 1323 nt
Organism: Astyanax mexicanus (Mexican tetra)
Lineage: Eukaryota; Metazoa; Chordata; Actinopteri; Characiformes; Acestrorhamphidae
Product: tyrosine-protein kinase-like otk
Exons: 5
Coding region: 96-1136 (346 amino acids)
Biological process (GO): cell adhesion
Molecular function (GO): integrin binding
Source: RefSeq, a predicted model, not a curated record